AUGGACGACAUUUGUACGGGCGCUUCCACUGUCGAGGAGGCUCUGGUCUUGCGAGACGAAUUAAUUGCCAUCCUGAAGUCUGGAGGCUAUGAGUUGCGCAAGUGGCUGUCGAACUCCCCUCAUAUUUUGAAGGACCUCCCAGGAGAGGAUCAACAAGACCCUCAUCUGUUCGAGCGCCCUGAGAAUCCUAAUUUGUUGACUGUGCUGGGCAUUCAAUAUCAGCCUGUUCAGGAUACCUUUACGUAUAGAGUAAAACUUGACCCACCGCCCAAAGCCUGGACCAAACGCUUCGUGCUGUCCACCGUAGCCCGCACCUUCGACCCUAAUAGGUGGAUCACCCCGGUCAUCUUUUUAGCUAAGUGCUUCCUUCAAAAGCUCUGGAUGUCCGGGUUGGGUUGGGACGAGCCGAUUGGCGGAGCCCUCUUGCGAGAGUGGCUCUCUGUUACGGCCUACGGCUGCUCCUUUAAAGGAUCAGAUCCUCAGGGGCCCAUGAGCUGA
Parnassius mnemosyne (clouded apollo) is the source of this 498-nucleotide messenger RNA. The record is from the annotation of a GenBank genome assembly. NCBI's taxonomy places the organism in Eukaryota, Metazoa, Arthropoda, Insecta, Lepidoptera, Papilionidae.